UCUAUUCCCUCCAACAAACACAGAGAGAGAGAGAGAGAGAGAAUAUGGCUGAGAAUGGUACCAACGGCGAUUGCGGCGUCGUUGGCAGCGGCGGAAGAGGAGGAGGAGGAGGAGGAGGGAGAGAAGAUUGCAUAACGAGCCACGUGGAUGAAGGGAGCGCGGAGAGCCACAGGUACUACCUGUCGCGGCGCACCGUUUGGGAAAUGCUGAGAGACCGAGGCUACGUCGUGCCUGACUUGGAGCUCGCUCGCUCUCUCGCCGAGUUCCGCUCCGUCUUCGGCGAUAAACCUGACCUCCUCCGCCUCCGCAUUACUGUCUCUCACUCCUCCAAUCCCUACAAUCGGAUGAUGGUUAUCUUCUGUGGAACCGAGGAAAUCAGAACAGCGUCAGUUCGUAACCUUUAUGCUCAGAUCAUGAGCACAGAACAUCUGAAGGGGCUAAUUCUUAUUCGUGAGAGUAAGAUUAACCAUUUUGCUCGAAAAGGACUGGAAAAAUAUCCGUACAAAGUUGAGGUUUUCCAAAUUACUGACUUGUUGGUUAAUAUUACAAAACACAUUUUGAUGCCAAAACAUGAGAUACUGAAUGCUGAAGGAAAACAAAGGCUGUUAAGUCAGUACAAAGUGAAAGAUACACAGCUACCUCGGAUGCUAGAAACUGACCCUGUUGCACGAUACUAUGGGCUGGAGAAGGGGCAAGUGGUAAAAGUUACUUAUAGUGGCGAAUUUAUUGAUUCACUCGAAACUUACCGUGCUGUUCUGUGAUGCCUCUACUAGAAGAUUGUGACUCCUGCAUUGAUAACAUGCUAAAGUUAUUAUUAGAUAGAGAAUUAGGAUUGCAUUUCAUUAGGCCUACAUUUAUUUUGUCUACAAGUUUACAAUGGCACCGUCACAUGGAAACAAUUUGUAUAGUUGACUAGUUUGCAUAUUACAGGUUUAAAAUGGCAUAGGAAUUUUUAAAUUUGACUUACCCAAAAUAGAAAAAAAGGGUACCAUUGAAUUGAUGUCUUAUGAUGAAGUUUUGUGUGGCACCAUGCUUAUCUGCUUA
This is a messenger RNA of Quercus robur (English oak), 1044 nucleotides long. RefSeq names its product DNA-directed RNA polymerases IV and V subunit 5B-like. The record is from RefSeq and is a predicted model, not a curated record. The coding region runs from base 45 to 761 and encodes 238 amino acids. Gene Ontology annotation, biological process: DNA-templated transcription. Gene Ontology annotation, molecular function: DNA binding; DNA-directed RNA polymerase activity. Lineage: Eukaryota; Viridiplantae; Streptophyta; Magnoliopsida; Fagales; Fagaceae. The transcript has 4 exons.